AGAAGAACCUUAGACUAAACAAGCUCAGAUUUCAUAAGUCAACGGGCAAACGCACAAGACUCGAAGACAAGGUUCCUAUGGUUAUGUUUCGUUGAGCUGCUCCUCAGUUGAAGACUUGAAGUAUCACUCUUCCUUAAGGUGUUCACAUUAUUCGUGUGUCCCACCACCCCUCUAAAAAUAUCUCUCUCUCUCUCACCCUCUGUCAUUUUGUUCUUUUCCAAUCUCCAACAUCAUUGUCCCAGCACACGAACUCCCCCACCGCGCUAACACGCGAACGUUCAUCGGGGACGAUGAAAUUCUUGGGCACCUCAUGGUCCAUAGACAUUCCCAAAACCUCUUCAUUUGUUAAAGUCACGGCCCUUGCACUCUUCUCCCUCGCCCUCCUCAUCCUCUUCACCCGUUACUCCACCACCUACUUUUUCCUCCCCUUCUCCUCCGAUGCCGCUGUCUCCGUCAAUGCCUCAUCUUCUGCUGUCGUGGUUCCCUCUCCUUCUCCACCACCACCACCGAACAUCAUCCUUACUCCUCCGUCGCCCUCCCCAGUGGUGGAGACGACGGGUCUGCUGGACGAAGACGGCAUAAUGACAGACAAUUUCACCGUCGGCGACUCUUCGGAUUUGCGCUUGCCAGAGGAUUUUGGGAACUCCAGCUAUUUGCGAGGGGCGAGCGAACGUGAGCGUGUUGGCGGCGGGGCCCGUGCAAGGUUGUCAGUGGAGAGCUACAAGGUGUGCGAUCAGCGAAUGGUGAAUUAUGUGCCGUGUUUGGACCGCACGAGUGCUAUUGCGAAGAUGAGUUCGAGCGAGAAAGGGGAGAAGUACGAGCGGCACUGCGCGGCCGAAGGGAAGGGGUUGAAUUGCUUGGUGCCUAGGCCAAAAGGGUACCGAAGGCCCAUCCUUUGGCCCAGGAGUAGAGAUGAGGUUUGGUUUGAUAAUAUACCCCAUAUGCGUCUUGUUGAAUAUAAAGCUGGCCAGAAUUUGAUAUCAGUAAAGAAGGAUAAAUUUGUGUUUCCUAGCGAUGGACUACAAUUUAUACAUGGUGCUGACAAAUAUCUGGAUCAAAUUUCAGCGAUGGUUCCUGAUAUUGCAUUUGGUUACAACACUAGAGUUGCUUUAGACAUUGGCUGUGGGGUGGCAAGUUUUGGUGCAUUUUUGAUGCAACGUAAUGUGACCACUCUUUCAAUAGCAACUAAAGAUAUUCAUGAAAAUCAGAUUCAGUUUGCCCUAGAGCGCGGUGUGCCUGCCAUGGUAGCAGUUUUUGCUACUCACCGCAUGUUGUUCCCUACCCAGGCUUUUGACCUGAUCCAUUGUUCAAGAUGUAAAGUGAACUUUACCUGUGAUGAUGGAAUUUUGCUUCUUGAGGUCGAUAGGCUUCUAAGGGCAGGUGGCUACUUCGUCUGGGCAGCACAACCUGUUUUCAAACAUGAAGAGAUCCUUCAAGAACAAUGGAAAGAAAUUGAGGACCUGGCAAGUUCCAUAUGUUGGAAACUUGUAAAGAAGGAGGGAUACAUUGCUAUAUGGCAGAAACCUAUGAACAAUAGCUGCUACCAUAGCCGUGACAAUGCUGUUCAUCCUCCUUUGUGUGAAUCCAAUGAUGAUCCAGAUGAUGUUUGGUAUGUUGGUCUGAAGUCAUGCAUCACUCAGUUACCUAGUAAUGGAUACGGAGCGAAUGUUUCUAAGUGGCCUGCAAGACUUCAUCAACCACCAGACAGACUUCAAAGCAUCAAACACGAUGCGUCUUUAUCCAGAAAAGAACUUUUUCAUGCCGAAUCAAAGUAUUGGAAUGAAAUAAUUGAUAGUUAUGUCCGUGUUUUUCUAUGGAAGGAGUACAAUCUAAGAAAUGUAAUGGAUAUGAGAGCAGGAUUUGGAGGGUUUGCUGCAGCAUUGCAUGAUCUCCAGAUUGACUGUUGGGUUAUCAAUGUUGUUCCUGUGAACGGAUUCAAUACUUUGCCUAUUUUAUAUGACCGUGGACUAAUUGGAGUUAUGCAUGAUUGGUGUGAGCCGUUUGAUACAUACCCACGAACAUAUGAUUUGCUGCAUGCAUCGGGUCUCUUUUCUAUUGAAAAGAACAGGAAAAAGUGUAAUAUGUCAACCAUCAUGCUAGAGAUGGAUCGGAUGCUAAGACCAGGUGGGCAUGUAUAUAUACGUGACACAGUACAUGUUAUUAAUGAACUUGAUGAAAUUGCAACUGCCAUGGGAUGGAUGAAUGUGCAGAAUGACGUAGGCGAAGGUCCUAAUACAAGUUGGAGGAUAUUAAGGUCUGAGAAGCACUUUUGACUAAUCAAUUGGCUUCUGCAGUUGCAACGAGAAAUAUCGCUGCAACUAACCCAUGCAUUCUUCCUCAAAAGCAGGUAAAUCUUUAGAAAUCAUAAAUCUUUACUAGCCGCUAUUCUUGUAAAUAUGUACUUUAAAUGUUCGUUGUCCUGUGGUCAGUCUCUAUGGCAGCAGAGAUGUUCUGUUAAUUUAAUUCUGUCUCAUGUGAUGUAUCCUAUAACUGUUGUAAAUGAAAAUAGCAAAUCUGUCAAUAUCUCAAGUGUCAACAGAUAUGUUAAAAUGAUGAUGAUGAUGUCUAA
This is a messenger RNA of Arachis duranensis, 2569 nucleotides long. Its product is annotated as probable methyltransferase PMT10. Gene Ontology annotation, cellular component: cytoplasm; endosome; trans-Golgi network. Lineage: Eukaryota; Viridiplantae; Streptophyta; Magnoliopsida; Fabales; Fabaceae. The transcript is spliced from 9 exons. Bases 291 to 2273 code for a protein of 660 amino acids. The record is from RefSeq and is a predicted model, not a curated record. Gene Ontology annotation, molecular function: methyltransferase activity.